Molecule: messenger RNA, 836 nt
Organism: Amphimedon queenslandica
Lineage: Eukaryota; Metazoa; Porifera; Demospongiae; Haplosclerida; Niphatidae
Product: COP9 signalosome complex subunit 4-like
Exons: 6
Cellular component (GO): cytosol; COP9 signalosome
Source: RefSeq, a predicted model, not a curated record
AUUAAGGAACAUGCAGCCCUUGAUGAAAGAUUGAGUCUUGUUGAUGCCAAAUCCGUCCUGUCUUUCUUUGCUGAGAGAAUCCCGAGAAUAGGCAAAGACAUUGUAAAGGACGUCUGUCACUUUGCACUAGCAAGCAUUCAACCUAGGAUAGUUUCCUUUGAAGAACAAGUCACCAACAUUAGACUAGCACUGAGUAAAAUAUAUGAAGAAGACGGUCAAUGGAGUAACAGUGCUGAAGUAUUGUGUGGGAUCCCACUUGAGAGCGGACAGAAAAUAUACACUGCUGAUUUCAAGAUGGAGGUAUAUUUAAAGAUUACUCAGCUGUACCUUGAAGAUGAAAACCACAUCUCGGCUGAGGCCUACCUGAACAGAGCUGGACUGUUACAAGCAGAGGUCAGCAAAGGACAACUUCACAUCAUCUAUAAGGUUUGCAGUGCCAAGAUGGCCGACUUUAGACGCAAGUUUUCAGAUGCUGCAAGAAGAUACAUUCAACUGUCAUAUGAAUCAGCUAUACAUCCAGAUGAAAGAAUGACCUCACUAAAACGAGCAAUGAUAUGUACUAUACUGUCUAGUGCUGGUCAGCAGAGGUCAAAGCAGCUGGCAGCUUUAUUUAAAGAUGAAAGGUGUCAGCAUUUGCCCGCCUUCAACAUUUUGAACAAGAUGUACCUUGAAAGGAUCAUCAGGCCAUCAGAACUGGAAGACUUUGCUGCUUUGCUUUCUCAGCACCAGAAGGCUACGACUGCUGAUGAUUUUAAAAUAAAGUAACACAAGGAAUUAUUAAAAGCUGAAAUUAAUAGUGUUGUUUUUGUUAACAACAACUAAAACUAAAUCCUUUU